UCACACCAUUACAUGUUGCAGCAGGGGAAGGUCAUGUUUCCGUAGCAGAUUGUCUACUUAAUUCUGGACAUUCGUUGGAACCAAAGGAUGAUUAUGGUAGAACACCAUUACACUAUGCAGCAUGGAAUGGUCAUGUUUCCGCAGCAGAACAUCUACUUAAUUCUGGACAUUCGUUGGACCCAAAGGAUAAUGCUGGUGACACACCAUUACAUGAUGCAGCACAGAGAGGUGAUGUUUCCGUAGUAGAAUGUCUUCUCACUUCUGGACAUUCGUUGGAACCAAAGAAUAAUUAUGGUAACACACCAUUACAAUUUGCAGCAUGGAAAGAUCAUGUUUCCGUAGCAGAACAUCUACUUAAUUCUGGACAUUCGUUGGACCCAAAGGAUAAUGAUCAAGAAACACCAUUGCACUUAGCCUGUAAAUACGGCAACCCGGAGGUUAUAGAAUUUCUGCUUCAAAAGGGUUCAGAUCUUUUUGCCUUGAGCAAGGAUAACAUGACAUGCCUGGACCUUGCAGUAGCAAGCUGUUACUCCAGCCAAGCUAUACCUAACUUAAGGGCUAUUAUCCGCCAUCUUGAGAGCCAGUACCCAGAGGAGGAGGAGAAGGUAAUGGAAAUUGUUCGACAUGCCGCUUACAAGGAGACCGCUGCGCCUCGAAACCGUCGUUUUCUUCAGACUUACCUUCAGCUGGAGGAAUUUUAUUCCGAAGGCCAAGUGGACGCUAACACUCUAGUUGUUCUAGUCAGCGGGGAACAACUUGUUGGGAAAUCCACACUGAUCAAGACAUUGAGAAAAGAAGAAAACAAUGGCACAUCAAACGACUCGAAACGAACCCGAGGCAUCCAGGUGUCCAACUUCACGGAUGAGCGUGGUCAGCAUUUGCGUAUCAAAGAUCUCGCUGGGCAGGAUGCGUUUUCAGCGACACACGACAUUUUCUGCCUAUCCACAUCAGUACCAAGCCUCGGUCUUGCUGUUGUCAAUAGUAAAUGGGACGCGAAACGGAUGACAACAAGCAUAACCACCACAGCUGGUCGGUUUUUGAGCCGGAUGCCGCCAUCGGUAACAUCAGACCAGCCGUUCAAUGUCAUGAUCAUUGCGACCUUCCGCGACGAGAUUAAGAGAGAGGAUCAUGGAAAACUUGCUGCAAAGCUUGCCACAAGCUAUAGUAGUGUCGAGAAGGAGUUUGGUGAUAAACUCCACUUUCGAGGACGCUUUGCUAUCAAUGCCACCAUCAAUGACGCAGACUUCGAUCGCCUGAGAGUAAAACUUUCUGAGGUCUGCAGAGAUAUCUUGAGCAAAUCUUGCAAGCAACCCAAAGUGCUCGGGAAGGCAGAGGAAAUACUGGCACAACUGCAUGACAACAUCCAAGCGCCAUUCUCAACAAGUCGGGAGUUUUCUCGACAGCUUUGUGCUGCUAGCCACGUAGAGUAUGAUGACAAUGCAGACAGCAUCAACACCGAACAAAUCCGUCGAUAUCGCAAGAUCCUCAAUGCGUAUGGCCUGAUUGUUUCUUUCUCAUCCCCUGAGCUGGACGACAUCAUCGUUAACCGACCCAACUGGUUGCUCUCCACGGUCAUUGGUCUCAUUCUCGCACCACCUGGGCUUGACGAUGAAGAUAUGCUGCACUUCAUAGAUGGUGUUGCGAAGGUCCAGGAAGUCCUUGGCAAGCUUAACAGCUGCGAGGGAGCAGAAGGUCAGGGCCCCCUGCUGCUGCAGAUGGUGAUACAACUAGGUGUGUUGCUGCAGGAGAAAGAAAGGAUCCUGGCACCCAGCCGUCUUCCGACCGCUGACAACUGCCUCGGCUCACUGGCCAAGAAAGAUUCAUCAUCUCAGUCGGCGUGCGCAGGAGUCUCUUUCACGACUCAGCACUGCUUCUCCACUGCUCUUGUUAUCCGGCUACAGACAGAGCUGUACGCCUAUUUCCACGAGCUUCACGGCAUUCCUGCUGAGCUCUGGAAGAAUCUGGUGGUAGUGGCUCCAGUCCAUUCCCCAGCCCGUGGUUGCAUCUCCGUCACGGACAGCCUGCGCCAAGCCGUCGCUGUUGUCCAUGCGCCAGUUGAAGAUACGCUAGAUGGCUAUUGUCUGCUGGCUCUGUUGCGCAUGGUGUUUGAUAGGCUGGCAGCACAGUAUAGCCCGGGCACUAAUUACUCCACGAGCAUCCUCAGCUCCGCUUCCAUUCGUCAGCACAUCCACGAGCCAAGUACCAAGUUUGAUUUCGCUGUGUACGAUGCAGAGCAAGUCAGAUCAUCUGUAGCAACACAGGGUCAUCUCUCCACUAGCCACCGUUACGUCGAUCGUGCCCCGCUUCUUCUCAAAUGGCCAGUUAACCAUGCUUCACUGCUCUCUGCACAGUCCUUUGAGUCCGUCCGAGAAAGCCUUGGUGAGUCCGACCUGCCUGCACUGGCCACCUGCCUGGGCCUUACAUCAUCAUCUUCAUCACGUGGGCACAGUAAUCAUCUACACGCUGCAGCAGCAUUGGUCCACAGCUGGGCAGUAACCGACUACCAUCACACAUCGACCAAGCUUCACCAGCUGCUAGUGAAAUCACCGAACGCCCAGCGCUUUGCAAAGAUCUGCAAGGUGCUACGGCAGCAUGAAGAACUGCUGGCCACCGAUUUCCCGGACAUAUUCCGGAAGCGUCGGGUGCAAGUCGUCGAGCCGGUCUCCGCCGGAGCUACUUCCUCCACUGUUCCACCAGACUUGUCAGAGAGCGUUCUUUCGAGCAGCCAGUCACACUCUGAUCAAGCCAGUCCAUCCACUGCCGCUCGGCAAGAUGAUGCUGGCAAUGCUGAGCAUCACGCUGCUGAUGGAAGCUGUGGAAUUUUCCUAUCCACUUCCCCACUCCAUGGCAUGUGGUCAACGGACGAACGCAUUGCAAACCUGUAUGAGGAGAAUGAAGCGGAGCUCUCUGAACAAACAGAGACGUUCUUGGAUAACCCAUUCAAGCAUGCCACCUUUAUUGAUGAUAUCCACAUCUGGCUGCAAUCACUAGGUGCUGCUGGCCUACGUAGCAAAGCACAGGGAUACGGCUUCUUUACGGAUUUUCCUCAGAUGAAAAGGCUCAUGAUCACUGAGAAGUACAAUGGUAACGAAGCCCACAACUGUGAGCUACUGGAUAUCAUCAUGGCACAGGAACGUGUUGGCUACAUCAAGCUGUGCAAGAUCGUCAAGGGUUAUGGACAGUACACAACACGGCUUGAGCAGAUGAACAGUUUGCUGACGGAGAGUGAUCGAGUCUAAUCAGGUGUCUACACUCUCUAACCAGGUUAUCGUUGUCAUGGUCACUGAGGACAGAGUCGGAACAGUGGCUGAUGUUUCCUAUCAUCGAUCAUUAGUCAUGCUGGCUAGAAAUUUGCCAUUGUGGCAAUUUGUUGUUUACUAUUUCACUUGCAUUUGCCAUGCAUGUAUGUAUACCAAUCCUUCACUUGUUUGCCUCAGUAUUGAAGAGCACUAUGUAUUUGUGUUUGUGUUCACUACGGCCUUCACUCGUUUUUUUAUUUUUUUAUUGCAUGUAUGUGUGUGUUUGUGAGUGUAUGUGUAUGUGUAUGUUGAAUGUAUGUGUGUGUGUGUGUGCGUGUGUGCGUUUGUUUGUGCAUGUGCACUUCUUGCCGCCUGCAAAAUUUCCCUAGCUAUUUUGUAGCACAAAGUGCUUGUGUGUAAUGUCAUUUCACUUGCUCUUCUUCGUCAUCAAUGAUGUCCAUGUGUGUGUUUGGCCUGAAGUUCCCGUUCGGCUUGCUUUUAGUACUACAACGUAACAGAAUACACUGUCAUGGUUGUUUGCAUGUUGAACAGUUCGACUUGUUUUUAUCCAUCAUUUCUGAUCACAACAUGCUUUGUGCAUUUCACUGCAGCUUCACUUGCUAGUCUCCAUCAUUGCCUCAUGGAAAUGUAUGUGUGCGUGUGCGCAUUGCGAUGUCACUUGUUUUUUACUUUUAUUUUUACAUGACACAAUUAUUAUGUUUAUGAACUACAGCACUGCAGUUUCGCUUCUUAUUUUUCUCAUCAUUAAAGCACAGAAUUUGUUUGUGUUACCCACAGUUUCCCUCUUUUUUACCCAUCAUUGCAGACCCCAGUGACCUUUUUUGUCAUUGUUAUUCCCUUGCCAGCCUACAUCACUACUGACCUGCAAUAUGAUUGCGGGUGUGUGUGUGUGUGCAGUGAUGUUUUCAUUUGUUUUCUGUGACAGUUACACAACAUGACGUGUUUGUGUACACUGCUGUUUCACUUGUAUCAUUUCUUAUCACUACAGCACAGAAUACGUGUGUGUGUGGGUGUGUGGACUGAUCAUGCACUUCAUUACUUUUAUCCAUGAUGUGAAAUCACAGUGUGGUCUUUGGGCAGCUCAUCACUGUUUUCAUUGCUGUUUUCGUUGCUUUUUCACUGCCAGCUGUUUUCGUUGCUUUUCACUGCCAGCUGUUUUUGUUGCUUCUUCAUUGCCAGCUGUCUUCGUUCCUUUUUCACUGCCAACUGUUUUCGUUGCCGUUUUUGUUGCUUUUCGCUUCUAGUAUUCUAUAUGGUGGAGUCGGCAAUGUAUUUUCAUGCUCUGCUGUUUUCUGUAUCAGUAAGGAACCCACUUUGUCGGAACUGCACUUUACUUUGCAUGCCUUCUUUUUUAAUUACAGCACAGAAUGUGUGUGUGUGUGUCUGCACUGAUCUUGCACUUAUUUUCCUUAUCAUUGCACAACAUGAUGCGUUUACACUUUACACCAUGUACCACUGCUGCAAUUGCCUUGCCGGAUCAUUACGUCAUUACGUCAUUACGUCAUUACGGUACACAACUUGUUAGUGUACUGUGCACUGCACUUUCGCUAUUUUCAUCAUCAUUAUUCGGAAGUCUUGUUUUUGUUAUCCAUACGGAGACCCGACCUUCACAGUGUGCCGUCUGCUGCUCAA
Sycon ciliatum is the source of this 4892-nucleotide messenger RNA. RefSeq lists its product as uncharacterized. The coding region runs from base 495 to 3239 and encodes 914 amino acids. Lineage: Eukaryota; Metazoa; Porifera; Calcarea; Leucosolenida; Sycettidae. Gene Ontology annotation, molecular function: GTP binding. The transcript has 16 exons. The record is from RefSeq and is a predicted model, not a curated record.